CAUUUUUACGAUCACAUUAGUGGAUGGCAUUUCUCAACUAAGUGACUAGCAAUAAUAAUGCUUCCAAGAUUCAUUUUCGGUAUUGUGGCUUUAAUCUUUGCCUUUUAUUUGGAAGUGUCUGCAGUAUCUAUCGUCUAUGGACACAUUAAUCCCACCGAUGUUAUUAUUGGCAACGAAUAUGUGCAUAGUAAAGCUGGAAGGGGUGUACAGUCGACCUAUACAAAAUUUGUGAAAUUCCCUAAAGAGGGUCAACAGAAUAAUGUGCCCAUCAGCGGCAUACAAAUCGAGGACUUUGGCCAUCCCAACAAUUUGGGAUUGAACUAUUUGCGAGAAGGAGGGCCCGGCAAGACAUUUGCUACGAUUGAAAUAAUGUCGCAAAAGUCCAAACCUAUAAACAUGCUAAUAAUGUUUUACGGUGAAACAAUUCCCAAACUCAAUAAUACAAAAUUUAAUAGAAUAUUCUGAAUAUGAAUAAAAAAGGAACAUUAGAAUAAAAAUCAAAGUGGAGCCAGGAAAGCAAAAUUA
Messenger RNA from Stomoxys calcitrans (stable fly), 525 nucleotides. RefSeq lists its product as uncharacterized. Bases 58 to 465 code for a protein of 135 amino acids. The transcript has 2 exons. The record is from RefSeq and is a predicted model, not a curated record. Lineage: Eukaryota; Metazoa; Arthropoda; Insecta; Diptera; Muscidae.